AUCUCCCCACCAGCAAAAAAAAAAAAAGCGUGUUUGCAAUGAAGAGCAGACAGCAGAAAAGGGUUUUUCUCAGCAAACGCACUUUUCAGUAUUUCCCAUUUUAUUUUAAGAAUAUCAUUGGAAAGACACUAAGCGGCGUUAUUUAGUAUUCAAAAUACCUGCUCAAGAUGUGAUAGCUGUCUUGGUAAGAGCGCCCAGUGCUGCCGACUGCCGAGCAGCCAGGAAUUGCUGCUGUUCCCUGCUUGAGAGAGUCCAGGCUGUCAGCUGCAUCGACUCCAAGGCUGAAAAGAAUUUCAUUCCUGGGUUUGCCCAGGUGUCCUCCAAGCCCCGGGGUGGGCAGCCAAGCACAGAAGGAGUUGGGUUUUCCAGGGCUUUUCAGCUCCUGUCUCCACUUUGACACCCAGAGUCUGCAAAGAAGAAGGAACUGGCAGGGAUAUGCAGGAAUCCAUAUCGCCUGGGCUCUCUGAGCUGUUUUAGAGACAAAUAAGUUUUAUAAAGGUGGUUUAAUACGCUGAAAAUGCUGGGAAUUCUCCAGUCACCGCUUCCCUCUGCAUCUGUCCGUGCUGAACACUAGAUGGAGCGUCAGACACAGGGUUUGCUCCAGGAUUUACAUGGGAGAACAGUUUUUGCAGAGGACUGAGUCAUGCUUGAGAAAAACAGCGGAGUGUGGACUCCCAUCUGCAGAGCUGACAGCUUGUGUUGUGAAACGUGAUUUCUUGGGAUACACAACAUCCCGGCCCACGGCUGCUGAGAGAUCCCAGAGAGCCAGAGCUAUGAGGGCCAUUUCAAAACAGCCAAAGUCAUCCUGCAAAGGAACGUGGGGAGUUUGGAUAAAGAAAUCAGGCUGUUCAGCUGGGAUCUGCAGAUUCUCAUCUGUCUGUCUGAAUCAGAGUGGGAGCAGAUUGCAGGCUUCAGCAGCUGUUCCUGCUCCCUCCUGCGGGGCUCUCUCACAGCCCGAGAUCUCCCCUGGCUUUGGGUGCUGAAGAGACUGAGCAGAACUUUCUGCCAAAAUGAUGGAAAAUAAAGUGUUCCUGUCAUUCACGUUCUACAGCACGAUUUUGAUUUUAAAAAUGUAUGUCGUUGCCAUCAUUACAGGGCAAGUGAGACUCAGAAAGAAGGCAUUUGCAAACCCAGAGGACGCCGUGCGCAAUGGGGGGCUGCAGUUCUGCCGCCAGGACCCUGACGUGGAGCGGUGCCUCAGGGCCCACCGCAAUGACAUGGAGAACAUAUUUCCCUUCCUCUUCCUUGGAGCCAUCUACUCCCUGCUGGAUCCCAGUCCCACAGUGGCCAGGAUCCACUUCCUCAUCUUCUGUGUGGGGCGGAUCAUCCACACCAUUGCCUACCUGCUGCGCCUCAGGGCACCCACGCGCUCCCUGGCCUACAGCGUGGCCCAGCUGCCCUGCUUCUCCAUGGCCCUGCAGAUCCUCCUGGCCACCACCCCAUACUGGUAACAGCCAGAGAGACUGGACCCAAACCCCCUCCUCCUGACUCUGCUGGUCCCCCCUGCAAGUGGGAGUGUGUCUGUGUGUGUGUGUGUGAGAGAGGGAUGUCACCAGGGAGGUCCCUGCACCCUGAGGAUGUUCAGUGCAGCCUUGAUGAAAUUCCACCAUCAGAAUUUGUCAUAAAAGUCACCAGAGAGAUGGGACAUGCAGGGAAGGGAUGUGGGGGAAGGUUUCUCUCUCUCCUGCUGAGCAUGAGAGGUGGAAAGCACGUGGAUACCCUAGAGGAAGGGGUCAUUGAAGGAAAGGUUUUCUGUGUUUGGAGCUGUGACAGGGAAGAUGUGGCUUUUCCUCUUGCUCAUGAAGGCGGGAGAAAUCAUGAGGAUCCCACAAAGUCUCUUAGUCAGCAGAUGUGGUUGGUAGCAGAGGUCAUAAAGCAGCCACCCCUCUCCUGCCCAGCCCUGUGCAUCUGUGGGAAUGUGAGUCCCUUAGGUUCCCUCUCCUCCAAGGAGGACAGCAGGCUGGUGCCUUCCAGGCAGCCUAACAGGGAAGCCAAAAUCCCGGGCGUGAUGCUGUGAAGCCAUUGAAGUGUUCAGUGCUCCCAGUGCCACCUCAUCUCACACCAUGGGACACAGCUCCCUGCCAGGAGCCUCCCUGCAGGCAGGACCCUGCUAGCUCCUGGAGCUCCCAGCCAGCAGCAGCUGUGGCUUUUCCAUCUCAGCCUCACCACAGCAAGAUGCAGAGUACGUGCCUGGAGAGGCCAGCAGGAAUCCUUUACCCUGGACACAGAGCCUGAAUACAUUUGUUGGACACAGUUCUGGGACUUCUGGAAAGUCUAAAAUGCUGGCACAAAACAGGGGGUUUGCAGACAGAGUUUUCUCCCAAAGGGCAGUCUAGUCCACAUGCCACUAAUACCUGAAAAUGCCCCCAGGGCAUCAGACUGAGUUUCUUCCCCCUCCAACCUUUCUCUGGCUGCAGAGAAAGUUAUUGUUGUUAUUUGGGAAAUGUGAUCUCCUUAGGGGUGUUUUCUUUCAGCUGUUUCCUGCUGUCCACUGCUGCCACGCCAUUCACAGCCUGGAGCAGCUGGUGUUUGCAAAAAGCUCUGGAAAUGAGCAGAGGGGCUUUGAAGGGAGCAUUGCUGCUCUGCAGUGUCACCCAAAGAGAGGAGAGGCGGGGACCAGGGUAUUGCUUGGUGACAAGGGCCCAUGAGCUCCUCUGGCACACAGCUGUCCCCAGGUGCCAGGGGCUGCUCCCAGCAGCAGCAGCAGCAAUGGAGCAUCCCUCUGGAGGAGAAGGCAGGAGGAAAUCUCUGCUCUCAGUGCCUCCUCCCUCCUCUGAGGGCAACACAGAAUUUGAAUAACAUCAUGGUGCAAGCCAGAAUGAGUAGAAAAUAAAUUCCCUUUCCACCUGUCCUGUGCACUAAGGCUGUUCCCUUGACUCUGCUCUCCUCAGAGAUGCUCCUGCUGAGACCUCACUGGGGCACACCUGCUCAGACUGAUGUUCAGCCCUGCUCAGACUGAUGUUCAGCCUUUGCUCAGCUCUGGUAGUUUCUGUACCAGUAACUCGAUGCCAUUGCAGUUGUGGCCUCAGGCUGAGCUGUGUGGUGAAGUUUGGAGUGGAAUUCUUUGCUCUCCCACUUCAAGGAAGGUGGGGAAAUUGGAUUGCAGGUUCAGCAGUUCACUCUUGGCCACUUCUCCUUCCCACAGAUGCUUGGGUAACACAGACCCCUCUUCACAAGUCUUUUCUGCCUCACAUGGUGCACGAGGCCUUGAACUCCUGUAUGUUUCUCUGCUGCUGCACAUGCAUCCUGGUGGCAGGAAGCAAAUAUUCCCAAUAAAAACAAAUCAUUGUACUCUGAUACAUCCUUCCUUCGGGAGCAGCAGAUGCAGCUGGGCAGCAGCUGGGUCAGCCCCAGCAGGAUGGAUCCUCAGCAGGAUGGAUCCUCAGCAGGAUGUUAAACCCCACUGUAGAGCCUGGAGUGCCCUGGGAUUUCUAAAGAGAAUCCCUUUCCUCUGCACUCACCUGCCCUGCAGAGGAAGCUCUUGUCCAGGUGUGCAUUAUUUGUGCUGAGCCUUUAAAUUCAGCAGAGCUGGGAAUUACAAGCAGCUCUGCUCACUUUUCCUUUCCUGAGUAGAAAGUUGUUACAAAGCUUGGUGUUCACCCAAAAAUCCUGGAGGGCUGGAGAAGCUCAGGUAAGAUGUGGUUGCUCUUCUUUCUGUUCUUAGGACUCAUAAAGGAGCUGCUUGUAUUUUCCAAGAUAAGUAGCCCUCAUUUUUUUUUGGACUAGGUUGCUGGGCAACAAAUGCUUCAUUUCUCUGUUUUUUCUGUAUUUUCUUAAGUUGUUAGUGGCUGGGAGGUGCUGCUGCCCAGUCUCUGUGUGUUUUAGUUUCAUAAAAUGGCUCCACUUGGUUGUUU
This is a messenger RNA of Catharus ustulatus (Swainson's thrush), 3854 nucleotides long. It is a transcript of the gene PTGES, whose product is annotated as prostaglandin E synthase. The record is from RefSeq and is a predicted model, not a curated record. Lineage: Eukaryota; Metazoa; Chordata; Aves; Passeriformes; Turdidae. The transcript has 4 exons. Gene Ontology annotation, biological process: prostaglandin biosynthetic process. Bases 1011 to 1451 code for a protein of 146 amino acids. Gene Ontology annotation, molecular function: prostaglandin-E synthase activity. Gene Ontology annotation, cellular component: membrane.